Phasianus colchicus (ring-necked pheasant) is the source of this 3405-nucleotide messenger RNA. RefSeq names its product exocyst complex component 1-like. Gene Ontology annotation, molecular function: phosphatidylinositol-4,5-bisphosphate binding. Gene Ontology annotation, cellular component: plasma membrane; exocyst. Lineage: Eukaryota; Metazoa; Chordata; Aves; Galliformes; Phasianidae. Gene Ontology annotation, biological process: Golgi to plasma membrane transport; exocytosis. The record is from RefSeq and is a predicted model, not a curated record.
AGCUUUCAUUUUACCAGCAGUUUCCUGUUCUAAGACUCCUUUGCGACUGAAAUCCCACAGUUCAUCCUCAGCAAGACGUGGCCGGAGGAACCACGAGCACAGUAGAGCCAUUGCAUGCACAUCUGACCAUGGCUUCUCUUUGGAGCUCACUGGAAAAAGAGGUGUUCAACCCACAGAACAAGAAGCUGCUGGAAGCCAUUACUGUCUGGAAGACGGGGAAGAAGAAGAAGAUGUCCAUUCUCUGUGUAGUGGUGGAUGCCUUUAGGCCAAUGCAGCCGUUUCUGGUGAAGGUCAAGGUAGACCGAGGAGAGCAGUACAAGAUGGCAUACAGGUGGCCUUUAGCAGAGCUGAAACUCGUGGAUGGCAAAACUCUUGAUCAGGUGAACUUGGAUUUUGACCUGCAGUUUGAUAAGAUUUACAAGUGGACUGCUAGCAGCUUUGAUGAGAAGAAAACCUUUAUCAGAUGCUUGUGGAAGCUGAACCACCGAUUUCUCUCCAGUGCUAUCACAUUUGUGAAUGUCCAUUCCUGUUCAGUGGAAGGGAGACAAGGGCUGCAGGAGGACAGGAGGGACACUGUGGAAACUGAGAACCAGGAGGAACUCAGUGUGUACCAGGAGAUGACACCAAAGGAAGCUGCUGAUGUCUUGAAGCUAAUGGAGGAGCACGAGCCCCUUGUAAACAACUCCAUAGCCUUUGCAGAGCAGCUAAGCAGGGAUCUUCAUGUGCUGGAUGAGGCCAACCUGCGGGCCAUCAUCUCUUCUGAGAAGCAGGUGACACAGCUGAUGAGCUUCAUUGAUGAGGCACUGGCAGAGGUGGCCAGAGUGGAGGAGACCUUGCAGGUCUAUGAUGAGCUGCUAGGAAGUGUGAAGCAGCAGAUGGACCACAUCCACCAGGAGAACUCCUUGCUGCAUCACAUCACAUCUAACAAGGCCAAGCUGAUGGAUGAGAUUCUUUUCCUCACAACCCACCUCGACCUUGGCAAGGAGCACUGCGAGGCCCUGAGCUGUGCAGAUCUUUCCAGCCCCAGUGGAGUGGAAGCCUGUAUUGCUGCAGCAGAGGCAUUAUCUGCCUGCAUGAACAUCCAGAUACAGUCUGGUUAUCGGAAGCUACAGGCUGUGGCUGAGCAGCUGAUCAUGUUUGAAACACUCAAGCAGAACUUUGAAAACCGUUUCAUCGGUCACAUUACGAACACCUUCGAGCGGCAGGGCAGCGCUCAGAUUCCUGCUCUCACACAUCCCAUGGACCAGCUGUCUGCACCAAGCCACAGACUCCAGCAUGAGGAGCUGGUGCCCUACACUCCACUCAUGGCCUGGCUGAGGAAUGCUAACCCUGUGCUGUUCUGUGACCUCCCUAAGGUCUAUGCCCAGAACCUCAGCAGACUAUAUGAUAAGGAAAUCAAAGCCUUUUUUGAACAGGCCAAAACCCUCUUGGUAGGAAGAAGAAAGGGAAGUCUCCAGGAAGGCUUGGAGAAGCCAACAGGAAUGGGGAGUAGACAGCAGCCACGGUGGAGCAUCCCGGGGAGCAGAGAAGAUCAGGAGGACACACUGAACAAAGGCAACGUCAUCAAGAUCUUGGAGCAGGUGCUGAGAGAGCUGCGACCCCUUUGCAUCGCAGAGCAGCUGUUCAUUGAAAAAUUCUUCCAGCUGAGGCAGAACUCUGCAAAGGUGCUGGAGGAAGAAGGAAGCACUGCAUCCCCAGAGGAUCCCGCUUGUGCCAAGCCUCCAAGCCAGCCAGAGGAACAGACAGCCCAGCUGCUGAGUGAGAUCUUCAGUUCUCUGGACCCAGAGCUGAGAUGCUUUCUAGAUGUUUGCAACAAGGCCCACCCAUUCAGCUGCCUGCAGAUCCUGGUUACCCUGAAUGACUGCAUCUUUGAGAUGUGGAGGAAGACUUCAGCUCUCCCCUCAUCUUUCCUCAACACUGUUCUGGGCAACAUGCUGCUCCUGGCCAAGAGCAGCUUCAACAAAUGCAUUGGGACUUUGUGCAAAGAGAUUGAGGAAGCAAAGGUGCCCAGCAAGAUGAAGGUUGGGAUCCUGCCCUCUGUGAGCCGCUUUGAGGAGUUUGUGAAUUUCUCGGAGGCGGUGUUCGGGACGGCUCAGCGCAGAGCAGAGCUGGACAAGGCACACCUCAGAUUGGCUGACAGCGUCUUCAACAGCAUUAAUAGCCUGUCCUCAGCAAACCUGAAGGUGAACACAGAUAUGGUCAUGAUGGAAAAUUUCCACCACGUUUACUGCUUCCUGUGCCAAAAGAAGAUCCAGUGCCUGGAGGGCAAGAAGAAAGAAGCCAAGCAAAGGUAUAGUGAGCACAUGGAGAAAUAUGUCAUCAGGUCCCUGGGCCAGCCACUGGAAAAACUCAAUCACUUCUUUGAAGGGGUGAAAGCCCGUGUUGCUCAGGGGGUGAAAGAAGAGGAGAUCAGUUUCCAGCUGGCCUACAGCAAGCAAGAGCUGAGGAAAGUCAUUGAAAGAUACCCUGGCAAGGAAGUAAAAAGAGCCCUUGAAACCCUCUACAGAAAAAUCCACAAGUAUCUUUCCCCAGAGGAGAACCUUUUUCCGGUCGUGUGGCAUGCUAUGGAGCAGGAGCUGCUACGUCAGUACCAAGAAUUCGAGGAUCUGAUCCAACGCUGUUAUGUGGGGUCAGGGAUCACCAUGGAAUUCACUAUGGAGGAUUUGCUGAGCUACUUCAACUCCAUCACUCUGUCCAGCACAUAGAGGAAGAUGUUUAUGGAGAACAGCUCAGGGAUCCUCUGCAGCUGCACCUGUAGGAAGCUAAACUCAAAUGUAAAUCCCUCCCCAGGCUGGAAUUUGAUAUAUUGAGCUCCACCUCAGAAAUCAUUGUUCAUCUAAUGAAAAAAAAAUCCCAAUCCUCAAAUCUCCACCAAAUCUAGUGCCCCUGCUGUGCCUCCUCAACAAACUACUGCCCAGUGCCACAUACAGCUGAACACUGAAAGUCAUCUUCUCUCUAGGAAUUCUCUCCUUUCUAUUCACCCUCAGAUUUUACAGUGAACCCAUGCUGAAGCACAAGGGUCACAACGCACCAAGCUACCCCUGUGUAAGCAGUGUUGUUGUAUCCACAUGUCAGAACAUGCACAGUCGCUCUACUCUGGGAAUGGAGAAAAUGCUGCCGUUUUAGUUUCUCAGGGAAAUUGGUUUGUCAACAAAGCUCUUCCUCCCACCCCAUUUUAUUUUGAAACAACCCAUUAGAAUCUUACAGUUUGAUGUUAUAUUUUUGCUUUUUGAAAAUAUGGCAUUUACAUAAUUCUUGCAUCCUGUGUUGAUGACCUGGAGGUCAACAAACUAUCCAUACUAUCCAAAUAUAAGGAUAGCCUUAUCUGGAAAAAACUAAAGACCCUGAGCCGCUUGAUUCAAUGCAAAGUGUCGGUCAAAGCAAAUAAAAGCACUGAUCACACUA